Molecule: messenger RNA, 4053 nt
Organism: Glarea lozoyensis ATCC 20868
Lineage: Eukaryota; Fungi; Ascomycota; Leotiomycetes; Helotiales; Helotiaceae
Product: Ankyrin repeat-containing protein
Exons: 2
Coding region: 1-4053 (1350 amino acids)
Molecular function (GO): protein binding
Source: RefSeq, a predicted model, not a curated record
AUGCCACGCUUCCUAGAGCGUAACAGCGAAGGCAACUUCAGCCUCACAAAAGUAUAUUACGAUGAAAUCCCUCCAUACGCUAUACUUUCGCAUACUUGGGGCCAAGAUAUAGAUGAGGUCACAUUAAGUGAUAUUUUGGAUGGUACUGGUCAAAACAAGCCCGGUUAUGUUAAGAUCCGGUUUUGUGCAGAACAGGCCAGCCGCCACAGCUUAAGAUAUUUCUGGAUAGAUACGUGCUGUAUCAACAAAUCAGAUGGUCCCGAGCUUCAAGAAGCUAUCACCUCUAUGUUUCGCUGGUACAGGAACUCUGCAAAAUGUUACGUGUUCCUAUCAGACGUUCAAACGGGAGACCACGAUGAAUUAGUCGACGGGUCCCCACCACCAUGGGAACUAGCUUUUCGGCGAAGUCGAUGGUUUACCCGUGGCUGGACACUUCAGGAACUCAUUGCACCAAUAUCCGUUGAGUUCUUUUGCUCGAACGGUAGGCGACUGGGUGACAAGCGGUCAUUAGAGCGUCAGAUCCAUGAGGUAACGGGUAUUUUGACAUCAGCUCUUCAAGGAACUGCGCCUUCUGCUUUCAGUGUGGUAGAACGGCUGUCGUGGACAGAAAAACGUCAGACCAAGCGUGACGAAGAUAAAGUGUAUUCCCUGUUGGGCAUUUUUGACGUCCAUAUGCCCUUAAUUUAUGGAGAAGGACAACAAAAUGCGUUUCGUCGACUGUCGGAAGAAGUUUGUAAGCAUGGAACAAAGCAUUAUCAAGACGAAGUCUCCCAGGCCUUUCUUACAGGUCCGAAACGGCUAAAGACUUCACAAUCGCAGGCCUCUGGCACUCGACCUCAACGCAAUUAUGGUCAUGAAUUGCCGCCCAAACCUCGAACUCUCACUCCGGAAUACCGUUCCUGGCAGGAUACAGCACAACAGCAAGACCACGGAGGUUUUCUUUGGCUUCAGGGUCACCCAGGGACAGGGAAAUCAACGAUUAUGAAGUUCCUUUUUGAAGAUGCCAAGGCUAGUGCAAGUUAUGAUAGUUCGAAGAUCACCAUCUCAUUUUUCUUUCUGGCAUGGGGCGUUAUCGAGGAGAGAUCGACAACAGGUUUGUAUCGCUCGCUUCUUCACCAGUUGUUCCAAAAGGUGACGGAUUUGGAAGACAGUUUAGAAUGGAUGACGAAAGAUGGAGCAAGGGGUAUCCAACGGAAUGGAUGGAAUGAAGAAGCAUCGAAACGGACACUGGCUCUUGCCGUGAAGAAGCUUGGUACUCGGUCUUUGACCAUAUUUGUUGACGCGCUGGAUGAAUGCGACACAAGAGAAACUGCAGGUAUGGUCUGCUAUUUUGAAGAGCUCUGUGAUUGUGCACAGGAGGCUAAGGUCACUCUAAAUAUUUGCUUUUCCAGUCGACAUUAUCCAAUUGUAGUCAUUCAAAAGGGCAUCGAAGUCACCCUCGAAACGGAAACUGGCCACACAGAAGAUAUCAAGCAGUAUAUUCAGUCAAGACUUCGGAUAGGCAAGUCCAAGCAAGCCGAAUCGCUGCGCUCCGAAAUCCUCGAGAAAUCUUCUGGGAUUUUCCUUUGGGUUGUAUUAGUGCUUGAUAUUCUCAACUCUGAAUAUCCAGAAAGCGUCAUGUCCACCAAGAAGAUGCAUGAGCGCCUCAAAAAGAUACCGCCGGAACUGAGCCGAUUGUUCGAGAUGAUUUUGAAACGAGAUGAAGCAAAUGUUGAAUAUUUGGAUGCUUGUCUUAAAUGGAUCCUCUUUGCGACCCGUCCGCUUCAGGCCCAGGAACUUUAUUCUGCAAUUCAGCUUUGUGUUAAUAACAAAGCCUUAAUUGAUUGGGAUCCGGACGAUGUGGAUUUGGAUCAAUUAAAAACUCUGCUCAGAAGCUACUCUAAAGGAUUAGCAGAAGUCACGCGUGCUGCCGAAGUCCACUUCAUUCAUGAGUCCGUCAGAGACUUUCUCAUGGGCAGAUAUAAUGCUCAGUGGUCUGAGGUUUCCGAUAACUUUGUGGGAAGGAGCCAUGAACUUUUGAAAAAUUGCUGUUUGGCUCAGCUGGACAUUGCGUUCAACCAAAACAUUGAUCUGCCAGACCCUGUGCCACUGUUGACGGUAGAAGGUUCACCGACGACGCGGGAAAAUAUUACUUCAAGGUUCCCGCUCCUCAAAUACUCUCUUUUUAAUAUCCUCAAACACUCCAGCAGGGCACAUCAAUACGCCAUAAUGCAAGAAGAUUUUCUCGCCUCUUUCCCUCUUCAACAGUGGAUAUAUCUCAGCAAUCUUCUUGAGACGGUUCCAACUCGUUUAUACCAACAUCCGACUACUCUGCUUUACAUCCUCGCUGAAAGAAACCUGGCUGACCUGAUUCAAAUCCAUUCUAGAAGGGAGUCCUGCUUUGAUAUUGAAGGUGGACGUUACGGCGCUCCAAUUCUUGCUUCAUUGGCUACCGCUAGUUUUGAUGCCACCAAGGCACUUGUAAAAAUUUUAGCCGCAAGUCUGACUUCAUCGCCAACAGUCCGCGAACUCUGGGAUAAAUAUUGCCAAUACAGGUUUGGAUGGACUAGUCUUGGGCGCCACCUUAAAUUUUCGCGACGAAAAGGACUCCUGUUUUAUUUGGCCCAGUGCGGUAGCGAGCUACUUUUGACUCUAUAUUGGAAGCAGUGCCUUGAAAGAAACGAAGUUGAUACCGAAAUAAUCCAAACCUCGCUGUGCUGGGCAGCUAGGAAGGGCUACGCAGUAGUCAUAAAAUCACUGCUAAACAUAGAAGGAACCACAUUUGAUCACGGCGAGGGAGAACAAAAUAUGCCUCCACCCUGUGCAAUCGACAUCAAUUUGAAGGAUGCGAAGGGCCGAUCAUCCCUCGCUUGGGCAGUACGAAAAGGGAAAACUACAGUUGUAGAACUCCUUCUUACGCGAAGUGAGCUCGACGUCAACUCGACAGAUAAUUGUGGUAAUACGCCGCUUAUGUGGGCGGUUCAACGAGGGGACAUUUCAAUAGCAGAACGCCUCCUUACACGAAGUGAAGCCGAUAUUAAUUCGAUAGAUGAUAGUGGUAAUACCGCACUGUCAUGGAAAUCUCAUCUAGGCAUGACUACAAUAUUAAAACUCGUCCUUAGACGGAGCGAGGUCCAAGUUGACUCAAGAGACAGCCAUGGCGAUACUGCGCUCGCUUGGGCAUCUCGGGUUGGAAAUACUAUGAUAAUAAAACUCCUCCUUGAACGGAGUGAGGUCGAUGUCAACUCAACAGACAAUCGUGGUAAUACCCCGAUCAUACUGGCGGCUCGGAAUGACCAUGAAGCCGAUGCAGAGUUAUUAUUUGUGAGUGAGGGCCUUGACAUAAGGGCCAAAAAUGACGAUGGCUAUACAGCACUGGUAUAUGCGUCUAAGAAUGACAACAAAGCUCUUGUAGAGCUGUUACUCGCGAGUGACGGCAAUUGUAUUGACGCCCAGGACGACGAAGGCUAUAAAGCGCUAGCGUACGCGGCUAAGAAUGACAACAAAGCUAUCCUAAAGCUGUUACUGGCCAGUGACGAGAACUAUAACAACGCCAAAGAAAUUGAAGGCUAUACAGCGCUAGUGUACGCGGCCAAGAUUGGCCAUGUGGAUCUUGCCCGGUCGUUACUUGAAACUGACUGCGAGGAUGUUAACGUGGAGAAUACCCUCGGCAACACUCCGCUGUCAAUUGCAAUAAUGUUCGAGAAAUUAGAGAUAGUAGAGUUACUGCUUGCAACAGGAAAAGCAGAUCUUAAUACGAGAAAUCGGAAUGGCGAUACCCCGAUCUUCCAAGCUAUCACGUUAGGCUCUGAGAACAUGGUGAUGUUGCUGCUUAGCUCCGGUAAAGCAGAUCUCAAUGCGAAAAACCGGCAUGGUGACACUCCACUUUUGACUGCGACGAAAUGCCAUUUUUUGAAAAUAGUGAUCUUACUACUGGAUACAAAGGAAGUCAACACUAAUUUCGAAGAUAGCGAUGGUCUUACGGCACUCCAGUGGGCGGAACGAGAUGGCCCUGAUGGAAAUAAGGCCAUUGCAGAGCUGCUGCAAGCACACAAGUUGCGGAUCUUACAGUGA